AAGACUUCCUGGAAGAGGUCCCAGCGUGAGUGUCCCUUCUGGCGUCUGUCCUUCUGGCCAGCCUGUGGUCUGGCCACAUGAUGUAACCCCCCUCCAGCCUGUGCACGGGCAGCCUGGGAACGGCUUCAUCCCCACCCCUCAGAUAUAAAUAGGGCCUCGUGACCCGGCCAGGGAAAGAAGCUGCCAUUGUUCUGGGUACUACAGCAGAAGGGUACGCAGAAGCGAGCACCCCAGUCUGAGAUGGCUCCUGCCAGCGUGAGCCUGAGGGCCACCAUCCUCUGCCUCCUGGCCUGGGCUGGCCUGGCCGCAGGUGACCGGGUGUACAUACACCCCUUCCACCUCGUCAUCCACAAUGAGAGUACCUGUGAGCAGCUGGCAAAGGCCAAUGCUGGGAAGCCCAAAGAUCCCACCUUCACACCUGUUCCGAUACAGGCCAAGACGUCCCCUGUGGAUGAAAAGGCCUUGCAGGACCAGCUAGUGCUGGUCGCUGCAAAACUCGACACCGAGGACAAGUUGAGGGCCGCGAUGGUCGGGAUGCUGGCCAACUUCUUGGGCUUCCGCAUAUAUGGCAUGCACAGUGAGCUAUGGGGCGUGGUCCAUGGGGCCACCAUCCUCUCCCCAACGGCUGUCUUUGGCACCCUGGCCUCUCUCUACCUGGGAGCCUUGGACCACACAGCCGACAGGCUACAGGCAAUCCUGGGCGUCCCUUGGAAGGACGAGAACUGCACCUCCCGCCUGGAUGCGCACAAGGUCCUCUCUGCCCUGCAGGCUGUACAGGGCCUGCUGGUGGCCCAGGGCAGGGCUGAUGGCCAGGGCCAGCUGCUGUUGUCCAUGGUGGUGGGCCUAUUCACAGCCCCAGAUCUGCACCUGAAGCAGCCGUUUGUGCAGGGCCUGGCUCUCUAUGCCCCUGUGGUCCUCCCACGCUCUCUGGACUUCACAGACCUGGAAGUCGCUGCUGAGAAGAUUGACAGGUUCAUGCAGGCUGUGACAGGAUGGAAGAUUAGCAGCCCCCUGACGGGAGCCAGUGCGGACAGCACCGUGGUUUUUAACACCUACGUCCAUUUCCAAGGGAAGAUGAAGGACUUCUCCCUGCUGGCUGAGCCCCAGGAGUUCUGGGUGGACAACAGCACCUCAGUGUCUGUCCCCAUGCUGUCUGGCGUGGGCACCUUCCAGCACUGGAGCGACUCCCAGGACAACUUCUCGGUGACUCAAGUGCCCUUCACUGAGAGUGCUUGCUUGCUGCUGAUUCAGCCUCACUAUGCUUCUGACCUGGACAAGGUGGAGGGCCUCACUUUCCAGCAAAACUCCCUCAACUGGAUGAAGAAACUGUCUCCCCGGGCCAUCCGCCUGACCAUGCCCCGACUGGUGCUGCGAGGAUCUUAUGACCUGCAGGACCUGCUUGCCCAGGCUGAGCUGCCCGCCAUUCUGGGCACCGAGCUGAACCUGCAAAAACUGAGCACUGACAACCUCAGGGUGGGGAAGGUGCUGAACAGCAUUUUUUUUGAACUCGAAGCGGCUGAGAGAGAGCCCACAGAGUCUACCCGACAGCUGAACAGGCCUGAGGUCUUGGAGGUGACCCUGGACCACCCAUUCCUGUUUGCUGUGUAUGAUCAAAGCGCCACUGCCCUGCACUUCCUGGGCCGCGUGGCCAACCCAUUGAGCCCAGCAUGAGGCCAGGGCCCCAGAACACAGCGCCUGGCAAGGCCUCUGCCCCUGGCCUUUGAGGCGAAGGCCAGCAGCAGAUAGCAACCCUGGACAAACCAGCGAUUUGUCACCCCCAGUCUCCCACCUUUUCUUCUAAUGAGUCAACUUUGAGCUGAAAAGCAGUCGUUUCUCCUUGGUCUAAGUGGUGCUGCGUGAAGUGAGCAGUAAGAAACCUGUGGCAGCACAAAUGCGCCUCCCAGGUUGCUGGGUUUAUUUUAGAGAAUGGGGGUGGGGAGGCAAGAACCAGUGUUUAGCGCCGGACCACCGUUCCAAAAAGAAUUCCAACCGACCAGCUUGUUUGUGAAACAACAAAGUGUUCCCUUUUCAAGUUGAGAACAAAAAUUGGGUUUUAAAAUUAAAGUAUACAUUUUUGCAUUGCC
Messenger RNA from Rhinopithecus roxellana (golden snub-nosed monkey), 2084 nucleotides. It is a transcript of the gene AGT, whose product is annotated as angiotensinogen. The coding region runs from base 241 to 1671 and encodes 476 amino acids. Gene Ontology annotation, molecular function: serine-type endopeptidase inhibitor activity. Lineage: Eukaryota; Metazoa; Chordata; Mammalia; Primates; Cercopithecidae. The record is from RefSeq and is a predicted model, not a curated record. Gene Ontology annotation, biological process: regulation of systemic arterial blood pressure by renin-angiotensin. The transcript has 5 exons.